UUUCUUUUCAUUGUAACAUUAUUAUCAUUUUUCACAAUUCUUUUCUACUCUGCACUGCUCCCAUCAUGCUCCAGCUUAAAACUUACCUCAUGACCUUCAUAUCCUACUCCCUACUCAUACCAUUGCUAGCUACUGCAGACUGUGAAUGCGAGUCGGAUCCUGAAGAUCGUAACAGGACUGACGCCCUCCAUUUGAAGCUGGCCGCGCUCGCUUCAAUCCUUGCAACCGGUGCAAUUGGUGUAUGUAUCCCUAUCUUGGGGAAGUCGAUUUCGGCACUUCAGCCCGAGAAAGAUAUCUUCUUCAUGAUCAAAGCUUUCGCGGCUGGUGUGAUACUAGCCACUGGCAUGAUACAUGUGCUACCAGAUGCAUUCAAUAGCCUAACAUCGCCUUGCCUGAAGGAAAACCCAUGGGGUGAUUUCCCAUUUGCGGGGUUUGUUGCCAUGUUAUCGGCGAUCGCGACGUUGAUGGUGGACACUUUCGCCACUGGUUAUUUUAAGCGGUUGCACUCCGAAAAGGCUCAGUCGAUGAAUGAUGGUGAUAUGGAUGUGGAGAAGAUGAGCCCUUACGUGGGUCAUAUUCAUACACAUGCUACACAUGGGCAGGUGCAUGGUGGGGCUUCAAAGUCAGUUGAUUCAAAUUCAACUGAUCUUAUUCGACACCGGGUGGCAUCACAGGUUUUGGAAUUAGGCAUAGUGGUUCAUUCCGUAAUUAUUGGAAUUUCCUUGGGUGCUUCGCAAAGCCCAUCAACAAUAAGGCCUCUUCUAGUGGCCUUGAGCUUUCAUCAGUUUUUUGAGGGCAUGGGACUUGGUGGAUGCAUUGUUCAGGCGAAAUUCAAGGUUAGAUUGAUGGCGUUCAUGGCCGUCUUUUUCUCCCUGACCACCCCAAUUGGGAUCGCCUUAGGCUUCGCCGUAUCAUCAGUUUACCAUGAGAAUAGCCCAACGGCUUUGAUUGUUGAAGGAAUUUUCAAUUCAGCCUCGGCAGGGAUCCUGAUCUACAUGUCACUGGUGGACCUACUCGCGGCAGAUUUCAUGAGCCCUAGGAUUCAGAGCAAUGGAAUGCUUCAGUUGGGGGUAAAUGCUUCCCUUCUUCUUGGGGCAGGGUGCAUGUCCCUCAUGGCCAAAUGGGCCUAAGAGUUACAAUAAUCAAGGUUUAAGUUGUCCACAAUGCCAUGACAGUAAGGAUUACUUGAUACGUACUAAUAUCGGCCUAGAUUGGACCACAUUGGCAUAAACCAGCCCAACAGUGGAGAAAUACCAACCCAUAUCGUUAUUCGUGGUGAAUGAUCCAAUAUAUGCAAAACCAAUUUCCCAACUAUGUUUAUAAUCGCCCCCUUUUUACUGCAUUC
Molecule: messenger RNA, 1345 nt
Organism: Magnolia sinica
Lineage: Eukaryota; Viridiplantae; Streptophyta; Magnoliopsida; Magnoliales; Magnoliaceae
Product: zinc transporter 8-like
Exons: 3
Coding region: 66-1130 (354 amino acids)
Biological process (GO): zinc ion transmembrane transport
Cellular component (GO): plasma membrane
Molecular function (GO): zinc ion transmembrane transporter activity
Source: RefSeq, a predicted model, not a curated record